AUGGCAUCAACGAACAGCUUUGGGGAGCUGGGUCUCUCCAUUCUCGGGGUGGCGUCACAGUACCCCCCAUAUGGGCUGAAGCCCAACGAGGUCGAUGCCCUGGCUGAGAAGUACUAUCCAGAUAGUCCGGCCAUGAAGAAAGUCCUCUCUAUCAACCGGUACACGGGAAUCGACACACGAGCCUCGAUCGGCACAUCCACGCACCCGCUCGUCAAUGCCGACCAAGCCCCCUCCAUCGCCGAGCUUCACCGCACAUUCAUGUCCGACGGGGUGCCAUUGGCCGUGGACGCGUCGAGGAAAGCCAUCGCCGAGGCUGGCGUAGACCUCUCCGAGAUCACGCAUGUGGUUGCGACCACUUGCACAGACAGCGCAAACCCGGGGUUCGACCACUUCGUGGUGAAGGCACUCGGCAUCACACACCAGGUUGAGAAAGUCCUGUUACACGGUGUCGGAUGCAGUGGGGGCCUGGCGACUCUGCGCACAGCGGCAAAUCUGGCCUUGGGCCACACUGCAAGGCGGAAACCGGCCAGGAUCCUGUGUGUCGCGCUCGAAGUCAGCACCACCAUGGUGCGCAGCGAGCUUAACAGCAUCAACGAAUUACAAGAGACGCGCAUAGGGGUAUGCUUAUUCUCAGACUGCGGUAGCGCAGUGGUGCUCAGCAACGGUAUUGGCAAGCCAACAGCACCGCCCGUCUAUGAUCUUCUUGGCUGGGAGCACAAGGUUAUACCCAAUUCCGAGGAGGACUUGGGAUUCGAUGUAGAUCCAGUGGGUUGGAAGGUGGUCCUAUCUCCCCGCGUGCCAAGACUGGCGGCAGGCGUUCUUGUGCCGACCUUUGCAGAGCUCAUGCGCGAUGUACCAGACAUGGGGCCUGAGUACCAGGAAGCUGCCGACUUCGACUGGGCCAUGCACCCUGGAGGUGCGACCAUCUUGACGGGUGCCGAGAAGUCCAUGUCCAUAAGCCCUGAGCACAUGCGUGCCAGCUACGAUACCUACAUCAACCACGGCAAUUCCAGCUCUGCCACGAUUUUCAGCGUCAUGGAUCGAUUACGGUCCAAAGACAUGGAUGCGAUCGCAGUAGGUGGCCGUGUGAGAGAUUACGUGGUUGGCUGCGCAUUCGGUCCGGGUAUCACGGUUGAAAUGUGCAUGCUGAAGCGGAACCUAGGCGCAUGCGGGAUCAGUGGUCUUCAAACUCCCCCGGAGAGUGAUAGCGACGGGGGCAGAAGCGAGCCGGACGAAUCAUCAGAUUGGGCCAGCAUCGACCCGAAGGAGUCGGUACCUGACUCUCCAAAGUCCGAGUACGCAGGCAGUUCAGCCUCGGCCUCGGGCUCUGAAGAAUUCAUAGCUGAGGCACUGGCCAGCGUGGAGCUCGACUGA
Messenger RNA from Neoarthrinium moseri, 1374 nucleotides. RefSeq lists its product as uncharacterized. The record is from RefSeq and is a predicted model, not a curated record. Lineage: Eukaryota; Fungi; Ascomycota; Sordariomycetes; Amphisphaeriales; Apiosporaceae. Gene Ontology annotation, biological process: polyketide biosynthetic process. The transcript has 2 exons. Gene Ontology annotation, molecular function: acyltransferase activity, transferring groups other than amino-acyl groups. Bases 1 to 1374 code for a protein of 457 amino acids.